GUUCUGUCUCUAUAGAAAUCCCCACAGGACUAAUUUACAUGUUGCAGCCCAUGAGAAAAAGGGAGAAAGGAGAGUUUGCAUAAGAGACCUAAUCAGAGGCAGGGUAUUAAAAAGACAGAGUAGGAAGGCACUCAGUAAACAUACAGACUUGUGUUAUAUUGAGCCUGUGCUGUCAUGUGGAUACUGUCAGUGAAGAUGUGGAGCUGACAGACGCAAGAUCUCAGCAGGUCACCGAACAGGGGACAAAAAACGAGUCUGAAUUUCCAUCGUAACGCAACGGCAAUCUAAAUAAUGGGUCUCCUGGUGCAGCUCAAGCUUCUGCUCUGGAAGAACUUCACUUUGCGCAAGAGGCAGAAGUUGCGGUUGGUAAUUGAGCUAAUAUGGCCUCUGUUCCUGUUUUUCAUUCUGGUGUGGGUGAGAUCUACCAAUCAUCCUGUCUACAAAGGCCAGUGCCAUUAUCUUAACAAGCCGAUGCCAUCAGCUGGGGUGUUGCCAUGGUUACAAGGCAUGGUCUGCAACAUCCAGAAUCCAUGUGUCAAUGAGCCGACGCCUGGAGAAACCCCUGGACAGGUCAACAACUUCAACGACUCCAUCAUUGCAAAGGCUUUGAUCGAGGUUCAGUCUCUCUUAGCCGACUCCUCGCUGCUGUCUAACAUCAAGCUUCUUUCUGAUGAUAUCAACAAAUGGACUCAUAUCCUUGAGAAUUUCAACACAACCAAAGGUCGCUCAAUUCCUUUGCGCAGUGUGUUAAGAGAUAAUGAGACACUCUCUAUGUACCUGAAGAACAACCUGUCAGUAUCAAGUACAACUGCCCAGAGGAUGAUGAGCGUGGGACUCCGACUCAAUCAGUUACCUGGUCUUUUACUGGAGAUGGACUUGCACUCCACCCUCUGUAACUCCUCUGUUGACCGCUUUUUGGAGUUUUACUCAACAAUUCAAAGACAGGAGUUCCAGAACAUCACAUGCUCCCUGACACCCACUCAGCUUCGCUGGACGAGAGCAGCUGUUGUGCAAAAUCUGGACAACAGAAAGCUCAUGGCAGCUAUUCCGUCAGCACUCAAUAUGAACUCUGUAGAUUUCGUCGCUCUGCUCACCAGCACCACCUUCCAUGCGGCCCCUUUGUCAAAUCAGGUGUCCAAACUGCAGACCACAGCAAUCCUGAAUGGCAUGAACUCUCUAGACUUCCGCUCUAACCCCUUCGGCAGCUUGAAUCUGUUCAUGUGUGGUGGGAGUCCAAGCUCCAAUAGCAGCAGUGCAAAACCAGUCUUUCGAUUGCCAACACAAGCCACACUUUCACUAAGCUCAAACACAUCCCAAGGCAACUCAAGUGAAUUCUGUCAGAAUUUGAUUGACAUGCUGACAGGAACUCCCUCCUUGCGUCUUUUCUGGACUAGUCUCCGCCCACUCCUUCAGGGACGCAUCCUCUACACUCCGGACACGCCCUUUACGCGGAGGGUUAUGGCAAAGGCCAAUAGCACCUUCAAUGCUCUGGCUAAAGUCGGCGAACUGGCAGACACUUGGCUGGAAAAUGAGGAUAAGAUCUGGAACUUUUUCCAGAACAGCAAGCAGAUCAACACGCUCCGGGCCAUGCUGCAGAACCCACUUGUUUCGGCAGUUCUGGAUCAGCAGCUGAACGGGAGCAGAUUGUCUUCAGCGCUUAUCGCGAAUUUUCUGUUCAACGGUAAUGAAAAAGACCGGCCUGCAGGGAUGCCGGCAUUUGACUGGAGAAACGUCUUCAACACCACCAGUCAGGUUGCAAAACUCAUCAAGCAGGUCAUGGCGUGCUUCAAUCUGGACAAGUUUGAGGCUAUGGCUAGUGAAACAGUGUUGGUGGAACAUGCCCUCAAGCUGAUGGAGCAGGAGAACUUUUGGGCUGGAGUAGUUUUUACAGACCUGGAUGCAGGCAGCCCAUCACUCAUCAGAUAUAAGAUCCGCAUGGACAUAGAGGAAACUGAGAGGACGGACAAGAUUAAAGACAGGUCCUGGUUUCCAUCAGCUCGUGAUAACCCCUUUAACGAUCUGCGCUAUGUGAGAGGAGGCUUUGUGUAUCUGCAAGACAUUCUGGACCAUGCUAUCAUCCAGACAUUCACAGGUGUUGGGAAAAAACUGGGGGUCUAUAUGCAGCAAAUACCCUAUCCAUGCUAUGUAGAUGACGCCUUUGUGAUGUCCAUCGCCACUAUCAUGCCUAUGUUCCUGGUGCUGGCCUUCAAUUACUCGGUGUGCCAGAUCAUCAAAGGUCUGGUUCUAGAGAAGGAGAUGCGGCUCAAGGAGGUACUCCGAGUGGUGGGCGUGAGAAAUGGAGCACUCUGGCUCUCCUGGUUUACGGAGAACAUUGUCCUGCUAACGGUGCCUUGCGCAUUGAUUAGCAUAUUACUGAAGUACGGCAAGAUCCUCAGUUAUAGUGACCCAUCUGUGAUCUUCGUCUUCCUGCUGGUGUUCUGCAUAGCCACAGUCAUGCAGUGCUUCUUCAUCAGCGUCUUUUUCUCAAGAGCAAAUCUGGCGGCCGCCUGUGGUGGACUUAUCUACUUCCUCCUCUACCUGCCCCAUGUGCUCUGUUACGCCUGGAGAGACACCAUGACCUUCCGAACCAAGCUCGCCACGAGCCUCCUAUCAUGUGUGGCAUUUGGUUAUGGCUGUGAGAAUUUUGCCCGAUAUGAGGAGCAAGGUAUUGGCAUUCAGUGGAAAAACAUCAUGGUCAGCUCUCAGGAUGAUGACCCCUACAGCUUCAUUGUCUCUAUCAUCAUGAUGCUGAUUGACGCUCUGUUCUAUUGGAUACUCACCUGGUACAUCGAGAACGUCUUCCCAGGGCAGUAUGGAAUUCCUAGACCAUGGUAUUUCCCAUUAACCUCUUCAUACUGGUGUGGGACACCAGCUGGUGACACAGACUUGGAUCCUCUUGAUGCACUAGAGCAGCAGAAUGGGUACCUGGAAAAUCCUCCCACUAACCUAAAGCCGGGAGUGUCUAUAAGAAACCUUGUGAAGGUGUAUUCGACUGGAAAGAAACUUGCUGUAGACAAACUCAGUCUGGACUUCUACCAGGACCAGAUCACAUCAUUCUUAGGACACAAUGGUGCAGGAAAAACCACCACUAUGUCCAUUUUGACCGGCUUGUUCGCCCCGACCUCUGGCACGGCUUACAUUAACGGCUUUGACAUUCGCAAGGACAUGGACCGCAUUCGCAAGACUCUGGGCAUGUGCCCACAACACAACGUCUUAUUUAAUGAACUUACUGUGGAGGAGCACAUUUAUUUCUAUGCCCGUCUCAAGGGGAGGAGCUCCAAGGAUGUCAAACAGGAAAUAGAUCAAAUGAUCAAAGACGUCGGGCUGCCGCAUAAGCGCAAAGAUCUCGCUAAGAACCUUUCAGGUGGGAUGCAGAGGAAGUUGUCAGUUGCUAUAGCGUUUGUGGGCGGGUCCGACGUGGUGAUUCUGGAUGAGCCGACAGCGGGAGUGGAUCCGUAUGCCAGGAGGGGAAUCUGGGAACUGCUGCUAAAAUAUAAAAUGGGUCGCACCAUCAUUCUGUCCACGCACCACAUGGACGAGGCGGACAUUUUAGGCGAUCGCAUCGCCAUCAUCUCCCAUGGCAAGGUCUGUUGCUGCGGUUCCUCCCUCUUCCUGAAGAAGACCUAUGGCAGCGGGUAUUACCUCACUCUCGCAUUGGCCAAUCAGGAGAUAAUGACAUCACAAUGCCACACAGGUGGCAAACAGCUCAGUGAUGCUUCCAGUUUAGAUGAAGGGAUCAGUUCGAGAAGCAUCAGCACCAUGGAGCUGGCAGAUGUAGCAGAUGUCACUUCUGUCAUACGCUUUCACGUCCCGGAGGCGGAGUUCCUAGAGGUGAUCGGUCAGGAGCUGGUGUAUGUGCUGCCAUAUGCCGGCUCAAAAGAUGGCAGCUUUGCCUCACUUUUCAAAGAGCUUGAUUUGGAAAAAGAGCGGCUGGGCAUCAGUAGCUACGGAAUCUCCGACACUAGCUUAGAGGAGAUAUUUCUGAAAGUGGCGGAAGAGACGGGCGUGGACAUGGAGACCAAUGAAAAGGCAGAGAAGCUUCAGAGAGACUGGAAGAGAAGCUCUAAACGUAGCACCUUAAGUUCAGCCCUGGAGCACAGAGACGGUGCAGCUUCUAAACAAGUAAAAAAGAAAGCCAGGUUCUUAAAUCGGAUUGAAGAUGGUCAGCGGCCUACAUGCGUGAAUGGCAAGGGUUCAUGUGUUAUCACCGGUUGGCCUCUGCUCAGACAUCAGUUCCUGGCAUUGUUUAUAAAGCGAUUUCACCAUGCAAGGAGAAGCAGAAAAGGAAUCAUUGCUCAGGUGGUCCUCCCAGCGCUGUUUGUGUGUCUGUCUCUGAUUUUCUCUUUGAUUGUCCCACCCUUUGUUGAGUACCCCAGUCUGGAACUGCAACCCUGGAUGUAUGGAAAACCACAGAACACUUUCUACAGUGCUGACAGGAUGGAUGUGGACGAGGCAAUGAGGGUAAAACGUGCUCUCCUUUCUGAACCAGGCUUUGGCACCCGCUGUAUGGAUGGCAACCCAAUACCUAAAUAUCCAUGCACCCCUUCUGGAGCGACAGACUGGUUUACUCCUUCGGUAGACCCGUAUAUCCUGGAGAUCUUAAAUAACGGAAAUUGGAGUAUGCGGAAUCCAUCUCCGGAUUGCCAGUGCAGCACUCCCCAGCGCAACAUCAUGCUGCCAGACUGCCCUCCUGGUGCGGGAGGUUUACCACCACCUCAGAAAACACAGAAUACUACAGACACCCUGCAGGACCUCACAGGUCGAAAUAUGACUGAUUUCUUGCUCAAGACCUAUGCGAAGUCUGGAAAAAUACGGUAUGGAGGUCUCUCAAUCGGCGCAAUCAACUCUCAGGUCAGACUCAAUGAAUCCGAGAUCUCUGCACUUAUUUCAGACCUCAAGACUCUCUUCAACUCAUCCCAGAACAACAUAACGGAAAAGUUCUUCCACGACUUAGAGAUGUUACUGAUAGAGUUGGGAACGAAGGACAAUGUAAAAGUGUGGUUCUAUAACCAGGGAUGGCAUGCUAUAGUUUCGUUCCUGAAUGUGGCCACUAAUGCCAUCCUCAGAGGAAACCUUCCAGCCGGAUUGCAGCCCAAACUGCAUGGCAUCUCAGCGUUCAAUCAUCCACUCAACCUCACCAAACAGCAACUGAGCACCUCGGUGAUGUCGAGCUCCACAGAUGUGGUGGUGGCGAUCUGCGUGAUCUUUGCCAUGUCCUUUAUCCCAGCCAGCUUUGUCCUCUUUCUCAUUCAAGAGCGUGUCAGCAAAGCUAAACACCUGCAGUUUGUCAGUGGAGUCAAUCCUACUGCUUACUGGGUGGCCAACUUUACCUGGGACAUGUGUAAUUAUGUCAUCCCAUGUCUUAUCGUCAUCGUCAUCUUUCUCUGCUUCCAACAAAAAGCCUAUGUUUCACCUCAGAACCUGCCCGCACUUGUUCUGCUGUUGAUGCUGUACGGGUGGGCGAUCACACCGAUGAUGUACCCAGCCUCGUUUAUAUUCAACGUUCCGAGCACAGCGUAUGUGGUUCUCACCUGCAUUAAUCUCUUCAUUGGCAUCAAUGGCAGCAUUGCCACCUUCGUCAUGGAGAUGUUCAAUGAUCAGAACAUUACUGAUAUCAAUAACAUAGUCAAGCAAGUGCUGUUGAUCUUCCCUCACUUCUGUCUGGGUCGGGGCCUCAUUGACAUGGCCAGAAACCAGGCCAUGGCAACAAUCUUCAUCAGUCUGGGAGAGGAUAGGUUUGAAGAUCCUCUGAGCUGGAAAAUGGUGGGAAAGAAUUUAUUUGCAAUGGCAAUACAAGGUGUAGUCAUGUUUAGCUUCACACUCCUCAUCCAAUACAAGUUUUUCUGUAAACCCAGGCUUGUCACUGAGUUGCCAAGAUCUUCAGAAGAAGAGGAUGAAGACGUGGCUCGAGAGCAUGAGCGAGUGCAGAGAGGCAAAGCAGAGAGUGAUCUACUCAGGAUUUGUGACCUCACCAAGGUGUACUCGGGUAAGAAGAUUCCAGCAGUGGACAGGAUAUCUGUGGGUGUUCCAGCUGCUGAGUGCUUCGGCCUCCUGGGGAUAAACGGGGCAGGAAAAACCACAACUUUUAAAAUGCUGACUGGAGACAUUCGGCCCUCGGGUGGAGAAGCCUUCAUCAGUGGAUACAGCAUUCGUACUGAGAUGAGCCAGGUUCAUCAGAACAUGGGUUAUUGUCCUCAGUUUGAUGGCAUUGAUGACCUCCUAACUGGACGAGAGCAUCUGGAGUUCUACGCACGCCUUAGGGGGGUGCCAGAGCGGGAGGUCACCAUGGUAGCAGAAUGGGGGAUACAGAAACUGGGUCUGGUGAAAUACUCCAACAAAUCUGCAGGUACCUACAGCGGAGGGAACAAACGCAAGCUGUCUACAGCCAUGGCACUGAUUGGCUGCCCUCCUGUUGUCUUUCUGGAUGAGCCGACCACAGGGAUGGAUCCUAAAGCUCGCCGUUUCCUGUGGGACUGCAUCCUCAGUGUGAUCAAAGAGGGUCGUUCAGUAAUACUCACCUCACACAGUAUGGAGGAGUGUGAGGCUCUAUGCACUCGGAUGGCCAUCAUGGUCAAUGGCCAGUUUAAGUGCCUAGGAAGCAUCCAGCAUCUAAAGAGCAGGUUUGGAGAUGGUUACACAGUAAUUGUACGUGUCAGGGGCGGUCUGGCUGACCUGAGCGCCGUCGAGCAGUUUGUAACUCUGACCUUCCCUGGUAGCGUGCUGAAAGAGAAACACCACAACACACUCCAGUACCAGAUGCCCCACAACGAUGGUGCUCUGUCACAUAUCUUUAGCAUGUUUAGCAGAAACCAGGAUACACUGGGAGUAGAGGACUACUCAGUCUCACAAACCACUCUGGAUCAGGUGUUUGUGAAUUUUGCAAGACAGCAGCACGAUGCUGAAGAAGGUGUGUACGAGAAUCCUGUAGAUCUGAGUGAUGAAAUACCAAUGCAUAAACACACACACUGAUACACACACGAUGAAUAGCAACUGAGUACUGAAUAGUGUCUCAGACGCAGGUUAAGAGGCAUAGAGAAUAAGCCUACUUUUCUACUGUAAGAUUAAAUACAAAUAUUUUUAAUAGAAGCUCUCAGGAAUUUUGAUAAGAAUAUAUCUAUAUAACGUAUAUUUUUUAUCACUUUUAAUCUUUUUAUUUUUACAUUGCAUUUGUUUUAUUUUUAAACUGCACAAAUAAAUGAAAAGAAAUGGUUCUGAGGAUGCAGCCAACUUUAAGUUUUAGACUAUGACUAGAAAUAUGUAUUAACAGAAACAGACCUGAAUAGGAAUAUUUGAUUAUGGUUUUUAACUUUCCUGUAUGUUUAAUUCCUGCUAAUUAAGGCUUAGCCAAUACGUAAGUUGCUUUUGCUAUCAGAAUGAAAAAUAUUGCCAAAAAUGUAUCAUCAACUGUCUUCAUAUUCUGUCAACAUUCUCAUUUUUUGCAAUUUGACAUUCUACAUGCAUUUGACAAUGAACCAUAGUGCAAUAUCUUUUUUUUUUUUUUAUUUUAGAGUUAAUCCAUAGUUCCCCUUCUGGAGCUCGAGCUGCGUCGUAACGCUUUGGGAAUGCCCAUGCGUUACCAAGCAGCUUGAGUUCCCUCAGGGAACUAGGGUUACGUUCGUAACCCAGAGACGUUCCCCUUCAGGAACUCGAGCUGCGUCGUAAUGCAGGGGUGUUCCCAAAGCGUUACGACGCAGCUCGAGCUCCAGAAGGGAACUAGGGUUACAUUCGUAACCUAGAGACAUUUUCUUAUUUAAGUUUCUUUGGUUUUUUUAAACACUCCUUUCUACUGACACUCCUUUUAGCAGCACUUUGUAAAAUGUCUGAUCACAAAUCUUAAUCAAACCAUUCAAUGUGAAUAGUGUGCACAUUAAUAAUAUUCUUUGUUCAAAAAAAAAAAAAAGAAUUGUUAAUUUAGUAAACAAAAAAAUUUACAAACUUUAUUUACCAAAUAAAAUAUUGUUUUUCAUGAGCAUUAAACAUGCAAAAUUAGAAUUCACAGAUGAACCAUAGAAACUCUUUCAAAUUAAAAUAAUGUAACACAGAAUACAUGUAGAUGACCUAAGAAAAAAUGUGUGUAAUUUGUGUGUAUGGUGAGUGUAAAAUUGCCCUCUUAUUAAACCACUGCUGAGGUUUUUAAUGUAAUUGGUUGGAAAGUGUUGGUUUGUUGUGUUGUAUAACAGCAGCUCUGACAGUAGCUCUGGUUGCUCUAAUAUAGUCUAAUAAUAAUGGAGUCUAAUAAUAAACAAUAAAAAAGUGUGUUGU
This is a messenger RNA of Silurus meridionalis, 8262 nucleotides long. Its product is annotated as phospholipid-transporting ATPase ABCA1. Lineage: Eukaryota; Metazoa; Chordata; Actinopteri; Siluriformes; Siluridae. Gene Ontology annotation, molecular function: ABC-type transporter activity; lipid carrier activity; ATP hydrolysis activity. Gene Ontology annotation, cellular component: membrane; intracellular membrane-bounded organelle. Gene Ontology annotation, biological process: lipid transport; transmembrane transport. The record is from RefSeq and is a predicted model, not a curated record.